AUGGCUGAGUCAAGACCUGCUGGUCAAACUAAAAGGCAAGAUGUAACUACACAGACAGUGGAAGUGGGGACAGGUAUCCUGGGAAGAGUAGAGAGAAUUGUUGACAAGAGGAAAAACAAGAAGGGAAAAACAGAGUAUUUGGUGCGAUGGAAAGGAUACGACAGUGAAGACGAUACUUGGGAGCCAGAACAGCACCUUGUUAAUUGUGAGGAAUAUAUACAUGAAUUUAACAGACGACACAAUGAAAAACAGAAAGAAAGCACAUUAACCAGGACAAACAGGACCUCUCCAAAUAACGCCAGAAAACAAAUUUCUAGAUCUACCAAUAGUUCUUUUUCAAAGACAUCCACUAAAUCUUUAGUUAUGGGUAAAGACCAUGAGCCAAAAAAUAAUCAACUAUUUUCUGCCACCCAGAAGUUCCGGAAAAACACUUCACCAUCUCUUUCUGGAAGGAAAAAUAUGGAUCUUGCAAAAUCAGGUAUUAAAAUCCUAGUGCCCAAAAGUCCAAUUAAGAGCCGGACAACAGUUGAUGGCUUCCAGAAUGAAAGCCCAGAUAAAAUGGAUCAUAUAGAGCAGGAUCAAGAAGACUCUGUAGCACCAGAAGUAGCAGCAGAGAAACCAGUGGGAGCUUUAUUAGGACCUGGUGCAGAGCGUGCUAGGAUGGGGAGCCGACCAAGGAUACAUCCAUUAGUGCCACAGUUGCCAGUGCCAGUAACAGCCACAAUUGCAUCAGCAUUAACAAUAAAUGGAAAAGGUACAUCCACCUUUAUGGAAGCAUUAGCAGCCAAUGGUACAACCACCAUACAGACAUCUGUAACAGGAGUGACAGCCAGCAAACGGAGGUUUAUUGAUGACAGGAGAGAUCAACCUUUUGAUAAGAGGCUACGUUUCAGCGUGAGGCAAACGGAGAGUGCGUACCGGUACAGAGACAUUGUUGUCAGGAAACAAGAUGGAUUUACACAUAUUUUGCUAUCAACAAAAUCAUCUGAAAAUAAUUCACUAAAUCCAGAGGUAAUGAAGGAGGUCCAAAGUGCACUGAACACAGCAGCUGCAGAUGACAGUAAACUUGUGCUGUUCAGCGCAGUCGGUAGCAUUUUCUGCUGUGGUCUUGAUUUUAUUUAUUUUAUACGACGUUUAACAGACGAUAGAAAAAAGGAAAGCACUAAGAUGGCAGAAGCUAUUAGGAAUUUUGUGAAUACUUUUAUUCAGUUUAAGAAGCCAAUCAUUGUAGCAGUAAAUGGCCCAGCCAUUGGACUUGGAGCAUCUAUAUUGCCUUUAUGUGAUGUGGUUUGGGCUAAUGAGAAGGCUUGGUUUCAGACACCUUACACUACUUUUGGACAAAGUCCAGAUGGAUGUUCAUCCCUCACAUUCCCUCGGAUAAUGGGCCUGGCUUCUGCCAAUGAAAUGUUGUUCAGUGGAAGGAAGUUGACUGCACAGGAAGCUUGUGCCAAAGGACUCGUCUCUCAAGUGUUUUGGCCGGGAACAUUCACACAAGAAGUAAUGGUUCGAAUUAAGGAACUUGUCACAUGUAAUUCAGUUGUACUUGAAGAAUCCAAAGCUUUAGUACGCAAUAUCAUGAAGAUGGACUUGGAACAGGCAAAUGAAAAGGAGUGUGAAGUGUUGAAGAAAAUCUGGGGCUCAGCACAAGGGCUGGACUCAAUGUUAAAGUAUCUGCAGAAGAAAAUUGAUGAGUUCUGA
This is a messenger RNA of Chaetura pelagica (chimney swift), 1698 nucleotides long. RefSeq names its product chromodomain protein, Y-like (gene CDYL). The coding region runs from base 1 to 1698 and encodes 565 amino acids. Gene Ontology annotation, molecular function: transcription corepressor activity. The record is from RefSeq and is a predicted model, not a curated record. The transcript has 7 exons. Gene Ontology annotation, cellular component: nucleus. NCBI's taxonomy places the organism in Eukaryota, Metazoa, Chordata, Aves, Apodiformes, Apodidae.